CCCCUCCCCCGGUGCUCGGUGCUCCCUCUGGCUCAGCUCGGUGUCAUUCUCUCUCCUCUCCGGGAUGAUCCUCCCCGAUCCCCGUCUGCUGCUCCUUCUCCUCCUCACCGGGGGGACCCGACCCGGAGCACCGAGCACCGCCCAUCACCGACCUCCGCCGGGGACCGCACUGCCGGCUGAUGGGACCCCGCCGGACCCGGACAGCCCAUCCCGACCCCACCGGACCGACAGCGGCUUCAUAUCAGAGAGAACCGAAACACCUUCCCCGCCCGAACCCAACAGAACCGAAACACCUUCCCCGCCCGAACCCAACAGAACCGAAACACCUUCCCCGCCCGAACCCAACAGAACCGAAACACCUUCCCCACCCGAACCCAACAGAACUGACACCGAAUCUCCAUCAGAACCCAACAGAACUGACACCGAAUCUCCAUCAGAACCAGUAAGAACUCAAUCCCAUUUCCCAUCACAACCCAACAGAACUGAGAUGCAUACUCCAUCAGAACCAGUACGAACCGGGACCCUCUCUACAUCAGAACCCAACAGAACUGAGACUGGAUCUCCAUCAGAACCGAACAGAAUUGAGACCCAUUCCCCAUCAGAACCAGUAAGAAGUGAGACCUAUUCUCCAUCUGAACCCAACAGAACUGAGACUAAAUAUCCAUCAGAACCAAACAGAACUGAGACCAAUUCCCCAUCUGAACCCAACAGAACUGACACCGAAUCUCCAUCAGAACCAGUAAGAACUCAAUCCCAUUUCCCAUCACAACCCAACAGAACUGAGAUGCAUACUCCAUCAGAACCACUAAGAACCGGGACCCUUUCUACAUCAGAACCCAACAGAACUGAGACGGAAUCUCCAUCAGAACCCAACAGAACUGAGACGGAAUCUCCAUCAGAACCCAACAGAACUGAGACAGAAUCUCCAUCAGAACCCAACAGAACCGAGACUAAAUAUCCAUCAGAACCAAACAGAACUGAGACCCAUUCCCCAUCAGAACCCAACAAAACUGAGACCCAUACCCCAUCAGAACCCAACAGAACUGAGACGGAAUCUCCAUCAGAACCCAACAGAACUGAUACCCAUUCCCCAUCAGAGCCCAACAGAACUGACACGGAAUCUCCAUCAGAACCCAACAGAACCGAGACCCAUUCCCCAUCAGAAGCUGGUUUAUUAUUUAUAGAGGACAAACAAAAAGUCCAAACGGUGGCAGAACCGGCCCAGGCGGGACGCCACGACUUCUACCGGUGGGACAAUCCCCGGACCGAGGCGGAUUUCCCCGGGACAGACGGACAGACGAGUUCUGCUUCCGGCAUCACUCAGAAGUCGGUGACUCGGAGGCACAUCAGUAAGCGGACCCCACACAUGGACACCACCUACAUCUCCACCACUUUCCCCGAAGGAGGAGACCAGACCCCCUUAUCUGUGACGAAUAACACCAACGUGUCCGACAUCACCGAGAAUCCCACCACUUCCACCACCGACCUGGACACGGGACCCACAAACACCGAGGGGACCGGACCCGUCACUGAGGAUUCUAGGAAUAAAACAUAUUCUGGUGGGAUGACGCAAGUGUCUGUUACCGAGGCGAAGGAUUCUGGGAACACAACGCAAGGCUCUGUCACCGUGACGCGGGAUUUCGAAAAUUCCACUGAGACCUCGGGGAUUCAUAAAACAGAAUCGGAGCUUUCGGCCUCCACCACCUACCCUCUGCAGACCCCUUCUUAUGUGAUCACUACUUACCCAUCCCCCACAUCUCACCAGGCCUCAGAAUCUUCAGCCCCGUUCACUAGCAUUCCCGUUACUGCUCCGAACACAACAAGCCACGUCCAAGGCACCGAUUUUCCGGCUAGUGAGUCCACCUUUGUGCCGUCUUCCCCGACUUCGACCAACUCUUCAUUGUCCACCUUCCCAGCUUCCUCCUCCAGCCAGCCGCCAUCUUCUUUUUCUGAAGACAGUUUCAACCAAUCUUCAUCUGACGCUUCUUUUUCUUCUCCUCGACCUUCCACAUUGGUCUCUUCGUCAUUCUCCACCUUCUUCACCUUCCCCCCCGAAGCUUCGUCAACAUUCACCUCCACAAAGUCUUCUUCCCCACAGACCACCCUUCUAACGACUCCUGAACUUCCAUCGUUGUCAUCUUCACCUUCCGCACCGCCAUCUUUACCAACAACGUCCUCCACCGACGAUGUGAUAGGAACUAGCGCCUCCUAUAGGACUUCUUUACCACCAACUAGGACUUCUUUACCACCGCCUAGGACUGACCAAACCUCCGGGGCCUAUAACAUUUCCACGACCAGCCCUAGAGAGUCCCACACCACAGAAUCUGGUCAGAGGUUCCUCGGUGAGACCACGACGGCCUUCGUAGACUUAGGAACGACCUUGAGGUCCAUUGUGGAGACUCAGACAUCACCAGUUACUUCUCUUGAAGACAGAGGACCUCCAACCAUCGCAACGACACAUGUAACCGAACCUUCCGCUCAGCCAACCAGUCCAAUUCCAUUGACCACUUCCGUAAAUCUACCGAUCCCAUCACCUAGUUUUACCACACAAGGGCCGCCGCUGCCGCCCCAAGAUAUUCCCAAGACCACGAGACCAGCGUUGACCACUGGUGACCCCAACAAGGAGGUGACCUCCGUCAGAACAACCAGCAUGGACACAAAGACCGAAAUGCCGAAAGUGGAGACCACUACCAGUAAUAAGGAGAAGAAGGCGCCGGCACAGACCACAGCACAACCCGCUGUAGUCACUGCCAAGUAUUCCACCACCACGGCAGCCGGUCCUCCAACUCCAGCCGCACCGCCCAUCCCCACUCUGCCAGCACCAGUCAGCGUCUGUUCCCCCAACCCGUGCCACAACGGCGGGAGCUGCGUACAGCGAGGAGGGCACCGGAGAGACUACAGAUGUGAGUGUCCCGCAGCCUGGCAGGGGCAACACUGUGAAAGAGAUGUAGACGAAUGUCUCUCCAGACCGUGUCCAGCGAUGGCCACAUGCCUGAACCUUCGGGGGUCCUUCGCCUGCCGCUGUCCGUUGGGGUACAUCCUGGAGAAUGGCGCCGCCUGCGUUCAGGUGAGGACGUUUCUCGGCCACAUCGAAAUCCCGAGAAGUUUGCUGAACGGAUCCGACAGGAAAUACACCAAAUUACAGGAGAUCGAAGAGGAGAUCGUCCAGAUCCUGAAUUCUUCCUUCUCUCUGAUUGGUGGAUAUUAUCAAUCGUCCGUCACCAACAGCAGUUUAGGCAAUCGCAUCGAGCUGUCCGUCCGGAAUAUCUUCCUCCUCUCCUCCAACGUCACCCUGUAUGACCUGAGACGCAACAUCCAGCGCUACAAGAAGGGGUGCCAGUCCGCCCCCGACCGCGCGCCCGCGUGCCAGCUCAUACUCCACCCCGAACUCUACUACAUAGCUGUCAGUUUGUGUAAAUGGAAGAAUCCGGGAUGUGACAACGAGACGGCGGAGUGCGGUGACCCGGCCGGCAUCGCCCAGUGCCAGUGUAAGGCGGGAUACUUCAAAUACAGCGCGACGGACCGAUCCUGCCGAGCUUGUGACGACGGCUAUCAACUUCAGGAUGGAGUCUGUGCGAGAUGUCCCUUCGGAAUGGGAGGAUUCAACUGCUCCAAUCCGUACCAGCUGAUCACGGUGAUCAUAUCGGCGGCCGGCGGGGGGCUCCUCCUCAUCCUCGGCAUCGCGCUGACCAUCACCUGCUGCAGGAAGAGCAAACACGACAUCAGCAAACUCAUCUUCAAGAGCGGCGACUUCCAGAUGUCCCCCUACGCCGAGUACCCCAAAACCCCGCGCUCCUCCGAUUGGGGGAGGGAGACCAUCGAAAUGCAGGAGAACGGGAGCACCAAGAACCUCCUGCAGAUGACCGACGUCUAUUACCCGCCCGGAUUGCGGAACUCGGAGAUCGAACGGAACGGUCUGUACCCGUUUACCGGACUGCCCGGGUCCCGGCACUCGUGUAUCUACCCCGGACAGUACAACCCGUCCUUCAUCAACGAGGAGAACCGCAGGAGGGAUUACUUCUAGGACCGCCCCCUGCUAGAAUAGAACUGUAGAGAGAGUGAAGAGCCCAUCCUCCGACGUCACAAGGGAGGCGCUCCAACCCCAAACCCGGCAAGAGGCGGGCAGCAGCUGUGACACCCCCCCUGAGGGCGGGGCGCCCUCUGGUGGAGGGUCUCGGUAUUGGCCGCAUGGAUAGCGCUGGAUGGAUUCUGCAGCACCGCCCGGAUUAUUGAUGGAUCGCAGACGAUCGCUCCGCGGGCGCGCUGUGGCCCUGUGUCCUGUGUGUAGCAAUCCGUCACGGACUCAGCGUGGGGGCCCAAAUUAGUGUGGGGGCCUGACUCAGCGUGGGGCCCUGACUCAGCGUGGGGCCCUGACUCAGCGUGGGGCCCCCGACUCA
Rana temporaria (common frog) is the source of this 4397-nucleotide messenger RNA. RefSeq names its product heart development protein with EGF like domains 1 (gene HEG1). Bases 65 to 4024 code for a protein of 1319 amino acids. The record is from RefSeq and is a predicted model, not a curated record. Lineage: Eukaryota; Metazoa; Chordata; Amphibia; Anura; Ranidae. Gene Ontology annotation, biological process: heart development. The transcript has 13 exons. Gene Ontology annotation, molecular function: calcium ion binding.